Messenger RNA from Ceratina calcarata, 1368 nucleotides. RefSeq names its product alpha-ketoglutarate-dependent dioxygenase alkB homolog 4. Bases 441 to 1352 code for a protein of 303 amino acids. Gene Ontology annotation, molecular function: demethylase activity; oxidoreductase activity. Gene Ontology annotation, biological process: demethylation. The record is from RefSeq and is a predicted model, not a curated record. NCBI's taxonomy places the organism in Eukaryota, Metazoa, Arthropoda, Insecta, Hymenoptera, Apidae. The transcript is spliced from 5 exons.
AAUAACGAGACAAAAAGAAAACGUACCAAUUUUAUUAGACACGGUCUGAGUGGCAGGCUCAGCGAUGAAAUUUGACUAAUUUGAAUGAUUGGAAUCGCUAGUAGCUGCUAGUAGUUUAUCGGCCUUAGGAUAGUUAGUAGCGGUGUAAUGAGGACGAGGAGUUAUCUGAUUAGUAGAUGGUGCUGUUAUCCACAAACCAGGAAAAUUUUUAUAAAUAAAUUAGAACGAGGACAGAUAAGGGUGUUUGGAUUAAUCUUUAAUUCAUCCACUUUUAUAUAUUUCUUUCUUUACAUUCUCGGAUGUGCUACUUUGUAUGUGUAGCCUUUUUAAAAGUAGUUCAUUCGUUUCUGUCAGAUACGUAAAUAGUAUGUAACUCAUACGUAAUAUAAAUUUUUAUAUAUUCGCGUAUGUAAUUUAAUAUAAUUAUUCGUGCACAAAAAAUGGAGACCAUUCGACCUUGCGGUUGUAAAGGGAUAAGGUCCUGUCUUCUCUGUGAAAGGGAAUAUAAUAUUGUGAAGCCCAAUCUUACGGAUUACUUUCAGAAAUGUUCCAGUUAUGUAUAUUGUCCGGAUUGCGAUUUGGCAUGGCCCGGUUGGGAUGCUGAUCUUUAUAAGACUCAUCCAGAUCACCAAGGAACACCUAUAGAAUUUCCUGGGGUCUACAUAAAGCUAGAUUUUUUAACUUCUUGUGAGACUGACUCAUUGGUCAGUGCACUUGAAGAAAUACCUUGGGAAACUUCCCAAAGUGGAAGGAGAAAACAGAAUUUCGGUCCGAAAUGCAAUUUCAAAAAGAAAAAGUUUCAACUGGGUUCGUUCAACGGUUUCCCAAAGUCUACUCAAUUUGUGCAGCAAAAGUUUUCUGAACUACCUAUACUCGAAGAUUAUCGCACAGUAGAACAAUGUACGUUAGAAUACGAUCCGGCACGAGGGGCAUCGAUAGAUCCGCACAUCGACGAUUGCUGGAUAUGGGGUGAAAGAAUAGUUACCGUGAAUGUCUUAGGUAACUCAGUUCUCACGAUGAGCCCCUACCUCGGACCAGAUACCAAAUACAAUUUGAAAAGCGUACCGGAAUACUCCAUAACAUUAAAGUUUGAUAUAGAAAAUAAGUACGAAGAGAACGAAAACAUAGUCGUAAGGCUGCCAAUGCCAGAAGGAUCUCUGAUGGUUCUUUACGGUAUUGCAAGGUACAAAUGGGAACAUAGCGUUUUAAGAGAAGACAUAAAGUCCAAACGAAUCUGUUUGGCAUAUCGCGAAUUAACACCACCGUAUUUAAGCAACUCGAGGAGUAACGAAGAGAUUAAAGAACUCUUGAACAGGGCUUCAAUCUUCCGAGGCAAUGCAACUGUAAUAUAGAAUUAAUUUAUUUUAA